Messenger RNA from Aspergillus oryzae RIB40, 1026 nucleotides. Its product is annotated as DUF3712 domain-containing protein. Gene Ontology annotation, cellular component: fungal-type vacuole membrane. The record is from RefSeq and is a predicted model, not a curated record. Lineage: Eukaryota; Fungi; Ascomycota; Eurotiomycetes; Eurotiales; Aspergillaceae. Bases 1 to 1026 code for a protein of 341 amino acids. The transcript has 4 exons.
AUGUCGAGCGACAAGCCUGAAGUUACUGAAGUAGGCAUGGUGGCCUCACCCGCUGCCACAAAACCUAGCUUCAAAUCUCGCGUGGCGGCCCACUUUAAGAAAUGGUGGUGGGCGCACCUCAUCGCAUUCGUUGUAGUGGUGCUCGUCGUGGCCCUUCCGGUGGUAUAUGUCGGCUAUCCGAACAUCGCACAGGACAACAUUAACGACUCGAAAUUGGAAGUCAAGUCGAUGGUUAUCAGUGAGCCGACACCGAAUUCGUUCCAUGUGGACCAGCAGCAGGUCAUCUGGACGGAUAGCGUGUUUCACCCAACCAUCUAUAGCUUUAACGCAAGUGUUGGUCUACUGGGCGCAGCUGCAUUCGGUGUCGCGACUAUUCCGCAACUUAAGUCUAGGGACGGGGUCGAGGUGCAUGUAGAUCAGCGCCUUGACUUGACUGAUGUGUCCGCAUUUGGCGACUUCGCUACGGCCGUGAUGCAGAAUGAAUAUGUCGACCUCAAUGUUUACGGGAAGCCGGAUUUGAAGCAGGGAGCUUUGCCGAAGAUCACCGUGACGUACAACCACACCGCUACUAUGAAGGGUAUGUUUGUAGACGAACGCCUAAACAAGCUUAAGGGAUUCUCGCUGUCUGGCAUGCAUCUUACCACGAAGGCAUCCGACGGAACGAACACCCAGGGACAGGUUCUGAUCCCCAACCCGUCGGUGAUGACGAUCAGCUUGGGCAAUGUGACCCUCGAUCUCUCUGUGAAUGGAACCGCCAUUGGGGAAUCGUACAUCCAGGAUCUCGUGUUGAAACCUGGUAAUAACACAUUCGAUAUGAGAGCCAAAGUGGACCAACUGGCCAUCAUUGGUAUGAUGAAGAAAUACCCGGGUACGGUUGUCCCCGUGGAUAUCACCGGCUCCGAGACCAACUCGAGCGUGUACGAUGGCCAGGCUCUCUCAUACUUCUCGCGGGCUUUGGCAUCGAACAAACUACGGGUCGAUCUGAACAUUACCGAGGUGGUGGGCUCGAGUUCGAGUUUGAGCUAG